This is a messenger RNA of Nematolebias whitei (Rio pearlfish), 2049 nucleotides long. RefSeq lists its product as uncharacterized. Gene Ontology annotation, molecular function: acrosin binding. Gene Ontology annotation, biological process: egg coat formation; positive regulation of acrosome reaction; binding of sperm to zona pellucida. The record is from RefSeq and is a predicted model, not a curated record. The transcript has 8 exons. Gene Ontology annotation, cellular component: extracellular matrix. The coding region runs from base 75 to 1844 and encodes 589 amino acids. Lineage: Eukaryota; Metazoa; Chordata; Actinopteri; Cyprinodontiformes; Rivulidae.
CUGCAGCUGCGCACAGACGCGCUCUUUACGCGUGGGUUGAAAGUGGAAGACAGACGCACACCAGUCUUUUUGCGAUGAAAACAAAGCGGUGGUUUAUUUUAUUUAUUUUGUUUAACUUUUUUCUGUCCGUCGGCACGCUCAGCUCUGCUGCAGAAACCUUGAAGCAAAGGAGGAAGGUGUUCAAACCAGGUCUUCAGAAACCCAAACGCCUCAAACUGUCCGCCAAAGCGGAGCGGAAGUCCCCGCUGAGGUUCCCGGGUGGCUCCUCUCUGUUGUCUCACAUCAACUGGAGCAGGACCUUUCACUCCAGCUCCAUGGUGGCUCCGUCUGUGGGUGCUGGAGAGCCCCAGGCGGACUUCGCCUACGUCCCGGACGUCUCAGUCACCUGCUCCACGACGGACUUCGUGGUGCGCGUCAAACCAGCUUUCUACGGCCUGGGCGCAGACGCGCAGGAGUUGACUUUAGGCAGCAGCUGCAAGAGCAACGGGGUCCUCCGGCCAUCAGGUGACCUGCUCUUCACCUAUCCCUUAACGGAGUGCGAUGGAGCGCGUGAGCUCCCUCCGGGAUAUCUGGUCUACAAAUACGUGCUCCAUUAUGAAGCCUCGCCGAAACGCUUCCCAAGCAGAGCACAGCAGCUCCAUGUCAGCAUCGAAUGUCAUUAUGAAAGGGAUCAUUCCGUGCACCAGCUGGCGGUGCAGCCCACAUGGCAAACUGUCGUUCUGCGUAAAACUCUCAAAGGACGUCCCAUGGACUUCCAAAUCAACUUUAUGGAUGAUUCAUUCACAGCGCACACCAAGCCUCAGGUGUACCUGCUGGGACAAACUGUUAACAUCCAAGUCUCUGCUCCUCAUCUGCCUCCUGGAUGGAAGCUCUACAUCAGCAGCUGCUACGCAGCACCCAGUGCCUCCAAAUCCUCCCUCAAAUAUACCAUGAUAGACAACUUGGGCUGUAUGGUGGACAGCAAGCAUGAGCCCGGGGCUUCACAGUUCGUUUCUCGGACUGACAGCACCUUAAAAUUCUCCUUAAGGGCCUUUCAGUUCACAGCUGACCCCAAGACUGAGGUCAGUAUCCACUGCAAGUUAUCGGUCACAACAGAGGGUCCGGACCCAGUGCACAAAUCCUGCACCUACAAAAGUCACAGAUGGGAGGCUCUUAUUGGCCAUGACUCUAUAUGUGAGUGCUGCGAGUCAACAUGUGCAAGCUCCAAACCGCAGAGGGUUUUACUGGAAGGUUUUGCCAGUAGUGUACCAAUGCAGGUCUCGGAUCAGCCGUACACAGAAGAGCACGACUUCCAGCCGGUCAGCUCCUCUACAGUCAGCCCUGGAAGAGAAGAUAAAAACCCAAAUGAUCUCACGGAUCUGAACCAGAAGCUUUGGGAAAGUUUAGAAAAACAUGGUAAAAAUAAAGAGAGAGAACAGAUUAAAGAAAGCGAGGAUGAUUUUGGAGUGACAAAAGAAUUCGAUUCACACGAUUUAAACAAUGAGGAGAUCUUGGAAGAGUUUGAAGCGAAUCAUUUAAAUAUUUUGAAAACUGGAUCAGGAUACGAGGGUUUUUCCGAACACCCAGAAGCUAAGGACACGAUGAAGGGAAGUGAGGAUGAGAUUAUCGAGGAGAAGAUGAUCCAUGAGAGUCAGAAGAAAGAGGAUUUGUCACAGAUCGAGCAGAUGGUACCAUCAGAAGUUGUGCAGGCAGAGCUGGAACCGCCCGUUUCUGAGGAAAGGACGGACAAGACCAGAGCAUGUGAAGGGGACAAGGACAGGAGGGGGACGCCUUCUAAGACGCACGGUAGAAACGUCAGCAGUCUGAUGGAUGGAGAGAAAACAUGGAUUUUCACCUGGACGUAGUCGACUACUUUAGAACUUUAAAUUGGACUAAUUUCUGUAACAAAUGAACAAAUGCAGACUAAUAUUUUAAGUUUAAAACUUUCCUGAGUUUGCCCUCUUUGUAUAGAGUUCCUUCAGUUGAAAUAAAAGUGUAAAGAGUUAUCUGUGAUCUGUAUAAAACUAUGUAUGACAUUCUGUGCCAAGAAAACCUGUCUGGCAGAAAAUA